AUGGCUCGCCACUACGCUUACCAUGUGGAUGGCUUCAAGGGAAAUCCGAUUGAAAAAAUUCGAGCGGAGUUCGAUCGGUGGAGUGAUUAUGAAAUUCAUCAGGGUGUCCGCAUGCUCGCUGAGCAAGGCGAUAUGAAGCUCGCCGACUUGGCUCUGCCAGCAGAGGCUUUCCUUGAGAGCACCAAGCUCCGAAAGGCAUUUGAACUGCUGAAGGAGGUUCAGAGUCGGGGUGAGAAGGUGUUGGUGUUUAGUCAGUUUACCUCUUUCCUUGACGUUGUUGAGGAAGCGCUACAGCUGCAUCUUCCUUCUCUUCGUUUCUGUCGCCUCGAUGGCUCUACAGUUGUAGAGGAGAGGCAACGACUAGUAGAUGGCUUCAAUCAAACAGGAGAAUGCACAGCUUUCCUCCUCUCCACAAAGGCAGGAGGACAGGGACUUAACCUCACUGCAGCGCGCACCGUAAUACUCCUAGACCAGCUUAUGCGGAUGGCAGCAGCAGUGGGGGUGCAUGACUCCUCCCGCUGGAGGAGGGGUGCUCUUGCUGCGGCGAGUGUGUUCUGGUUAGUAUUUUUUGGCGGUGGGGUUGUUGUUAUUGUUUUGUUUGUUGUGUUUGUUAUGGAUUGGAAUCCUCAGAAUGACCGCCAGGCAGAGGAUCGGGUUCACCGCCUGGGGCAGACCCACGAGGUUACUGUCUAUCGUCUUUGCUGCAGAGGCACAGUCGAGGAGUCUAUACUCAAAUGCUGUCAGAGGAAGCUGGAUCUAGACAGCGCCUUUGGGGGAAAUUCCGAGGUUCUUCAGGCCGCAAUUUUGCGCGAUUCCUUAGAAAGCGGCGGAAUAGAUGGCGAGGAGCCGCUGCUGCGCUUGAGUCCUCCGCCCCCCAAGACCUCCUGCAAGGAGCCCUCAUCCUGA
This is a messenger RNA of Eimeria mitis, 906 nucleotides long. RefSeq names its product SNF2 family helicase, putative. The transcript has 7 exons. The record is from RefSeq and is a predicted model, not a curated record. Lineage: Eukaryota; Apicomplexa; Conoidasida; Eucoccidiorida; Eimeriidae. Bases 1 to 906 code for a protein of 301 amino acids. Gene Ontology annotation, molecular function: ATP-dependent activity, acting on DNA; chromatin binding; DNA binding. Gene Ontology annotation, cellular component: nucleus.